This is a messenger RNA of Didymosphaeria variabile, 1272 nucleotides long. RefSeq lists its product as uncharacterized. The record is from RefSeq and is a predicted model, not a curated record. The transcript is spliced from 2 exons. The coding region runs from base 1 to 1272 and encodes 423 amino acids. NCBI's taxonomy places the organism in Eukaryota, Fungi, Ascomycota, Dothideomycetes, Pleosporales, Didymosphaeriaceae.
AUGAGUGAGCGAAAACGUCGAUCGCUGUCUCGCGCCGCUGAGACGUACGAUCUUGUACCCCCACCCGCCGAGUUCCGCAUAGUCCAGAACACGCACAAGACGGCGACCAGCAGAGAAUGGCUUUGUCUGCCGCGCCACAUGGACACCGCCCUGGCAGCAGAUCCCGAGGCGGCGCAUCCUCAUGACGACGGACGACCCGCAUCUAAGGAGCAAGAGGAACCCACGGUUGUCCUGCCUACUGAUGACCAUUUCGACGAGAACUCCAGCGUAGCUGAAUUCAACCGCGGUCCCGAAACUGGUCCCUUCACUGGGAACAUACUCCAAGAAGCUCUCGCGAAGCUUGUGGUGGUCAAGAUGCAUGCCCGGAUCGACACUCUAACGAACGAGUCUGAAAUCCUGAAGAUACUGCAUGACCUUGACCGCAGUGAGGCGUUCGUCGGCGCAUGGGUAGUUCAUGAGGUGAUAUCCUGGACACCGAUAUCGAGUUGGGUUGCCCUGCGCCCGAUCUUUGGAAAAACCCUCGACGCCUUUGGACAGGCUUGCCUUGACACGAACCGGAUGCCUACCUACUUCGUGUGGCAUAUCUUUUUAAGCAUGAUGUCGGCUUUGGAGUUCGUGCAUGGAGCUGAGAUUUCCCAUGGUGCUGUGAGCGGCGCGAAUUUCAUGCUCCAGUGCUCAUCGCCAGGCGGGCAGAGCUACCACGAUUGGCCCGAUGUUGUACUAACUGGAUUCCAUGCCGCGGACCUAGACAUCUUUGACAAUGGAAAGAGUGAGGACGUGGAGAAGAUGGCGAAGAUCAUGUACAACGAUGUGAUCACACGGUGGAGCGACGCCGGUCUGCUGAUGCAUUUCAUUGUCAUCGGUACACAGCGGUCUGACUCUCUCAUGAAGCUCGCUGCCGCGCUCAAAGCUCUAACCGAAGCGCCUGCAGAAGGAAAAUCACUCAGUCUUGGUGAUCUGCAACAGUGGAGGAACAUCGCGGUCGCUGAGAGGGCGAAGGGCGGGUGCUGUCCGCUUUGGAUCAAGAGUGCCGCGUAUGAUCCCUUGAUCACAGAGGAGCUCGAGGAAGCUACGAGACCGCCAUUGGUGUUGACAUUUGGGCCGAACUCCGAGAAGUUCAAGCGGUGGGAUAGAGCGAGGAGAACGCCUGUGGCAUUGCGCAAAAGGCAAACGAGGCACCGUGGCACCGAGAAGCACGGGCUUUUGGUGAUCAAGUUCGAGUUGCGGAGGGAUAAGUUCGCGAACUUAGUCAAUAGCGUUCGAAGGAAAUAA